This is a messenger RNA of Penicillium canescens, 1077 nucleotides long. Its product is annotated as ATG3/ATG10 family protein. Gene Ontology annotation, biological process: autophagosome assembly; autophagy of mitochondrion; nucleophagy. Gene Ontology annotation, molecular function: Atg8-family ligase activity. Bases 1 to 1077 code for a protein of 358 amino acids. The record is from RefSeq and is a predicted model, not a curated record. Gene Ontology annotation, cellular component: cytosol; cytoplasmic ubiquitin ligase complex. The transcript is spliced from 3 exons. Lineage: Eukaryota; Fungi; Ascomycota; Eurotiomycetes; Eurotiales; Aspergillaceae.
AUGAAUAUCCUACACUCAACACUAUCAACCUGGCGGGACCGCCUGGCGCCAGUAUCACGAACCUCGACUUUCCGAAACACCGGCCAAAUCACACCCGAGGAGUUCGUUCUCGCGGGCGACUACCUAGUCUACAAGUUCCCCACAUGGUCCUGGGGCGACGCAUCAAGUCCAGCAAAGCGAGUCUCCUAUCUACCAGCUGGCAAGCAGUUCCUCGUGACCCGCGGCGUGCCCUGUCACCGACGACUGAACGAUAACUUCGCCGGCGACGCGGGGCUUGAGGAUGAGAUCGUGAGGGAUUUCCUAUCUGGCGGUGACGGCGGCGAAAAUGCUGCGGAUGGGGAGGAUGGCUGGGGGCGCGACACUGCUGGCGACCAGGAUAAGCAGGAAGCUAGGAUCCGGGAUGUGCGGACGGUCGAUGAAUCUGGGAAUCUGGGGGAGCAGGAGGAUGAUGAUGAGAUCCCGGAUAUGGAAGACGACGACGAUGACGAGGAGGCUAUUAUUCGAGAGCCGGCUGGCCAGGCUGGGACUACGCAACCUCUCCGCACUUACACACUCUACAUCACAUACUCUAACUUCUACCGCACACCCCGCCUAUAUCUAUCUGGGUAUUUGUCCCCAUCAGAACCACUUCCACCACAUUUAAUGAUGGAGGAUAUCGUCGGUGACUACAAGGACAAGACGGUAACGCUAGAGGACUUCCCCUGGUUCGAAGGAAGUGUCAAGAUGGCCAGUGUGCACCCCUGCCGCCACGCCUCCGUGAUGAAGACGCUCCUUGACCGGGCCGACGCAGCACUCAAGCUGCGCCGCGAGAAGAUCAAGCAGACCCAGUCACGCGAAGAAGCGAGCCGGGUUCUACGAACUGGCGGGAACAGCGGGUUGGAAGGCCUAGUAGAUGAGACGCAGGGCCUAUCGCUCGGUGAACAUCAGGCACAACCCGGCGGGGAUGAGUGGGAGAUGCUCCAGCACGAUGAGGACGAGCAAGUUGCCAUUCGAGUGGAUCAGUACUUGGUUGUGUUCCUCAAGUUUAUUGCCAGCGUGACGCCAGGCAUUGAACAUGAUUUCACAAUGGGGGUAUGA